UCCUUCUCUAUCUCUGUCUUUUUUUCUCUCUCUCUCUCUCCAGAGAUUUCUUUCGUGCAAACCCAGUCAUGGUGGAUAGAUACGAAGAAACCAGACGCAUGUGCAGUUUCAUCCAAGUGCUGACAUUCCUCUCUCUCCUCCUUAAGUGGAUGGUUUUUACGUAGACAGUGCCUUGUUGAAUUAUGCCCGUGUCAAGAGAUCCACAUUUGACGGUGGAAUAUGCCACCCCAAAUUUGAGACAGAUUGAGUCUCUUUCCGGCAAAAGGACGUUCCAACCAGAGAGGGUGAUUGGAUGCCCUGAGCCCACGACGACGACCUCGAUUUAUUCUGACAUUUCCAGUGAAGCGGAAUCCGACCUGUCCACCAGCACGAAUGCCACAAGGAGUUCCAGGGAAUCCGACUCGUCUCAUGGUUCCCGAGACAUCAAACGGAGACAUAAGCACGUGUUCCACCAACAAACUCCUAAAGAGCCAUUGCUACAGUUCAGAUAUCUUGUCAUUGUUUGUCUUUAUUUGGGCCCUGUCUGCUCAGGGUUCCUAGUUGGUCUACUCCAAGCCUUUAACUUGGCCUAUAGUCCGUAUUACUCAUUGGAGCAGCCUUUUCCCAAUUGGAGUAUCCAUGUCAUCUUCUUCAGUGGCCUGGGCUCUUCCCUGCUUUUAGGCAUUGGCCUUUGUUUCGGCAAAGUCAAACUCUUGGCUUUGGUGGCGGUGCUCCAGUUUUUGUCAUCCCUGCUCAUACUGUUCAGCACCACGAGUUGGUGGAUGGUCCACGUGGCGGAAGUACUAUGCGGAGUAUCUAUCGGAAUACACGUCCCAUUGCAACAGAUUGUGACUGCAGAAAGUUUGUCGGCCUUUCGAAGAGCCUCCAUUGGUAUAUUAAGCUACAUUCUCGUUCACUUGGGCAUCUUGUUAGCCCAUCUUCUGUCAAGUGUGAUCGUUGUUCAAGCCUUAGCCAUUGUUAACUUGGUGGCUCUGAUCCUGAAUUUCCUCUCGAGUGGUUUCGCUCAUCCAGAAACGCCAAGAUUCCAUUUUGACCGAGUGGAGCGCUCGAAAUGUGUGAAUGCACUUCAAUGGUUGCGCGGGAAAAGCAGUGAUAUCGGCUUCGAAUACGAAGAACUGGCUCACAAUCUCUCUAUUCUCGCAACACCGAGUUUCAACCGGCGAGAGCGACUGAAUUCACUGAUAAAGAGCAGAUCGGUUUACCAACCCCUAUUGACGUCCGUCACCAUCCUGAUCCUAUCAGUGGCUUGUGGCUACUUACCCAUAACGUUCCUUUUCAUCACCAACUUUCACUUGAGUGUUCCCAAAUUGGACGAAGACCUACGGAACCUACUCCUUAUCAGCAAUGUCCUCGCUCCAUGCAUUCCCUUGUUCCUCAUCGAUCGUUUGGGACGAAAACUUCUCCUCUUGAUCUCGACCGCCUUGAUGGCGGUGUCCAUGACUUUUUUGGCUCUCUUGGCCCACAUGGAACCGGACAUCACCUUGUUCCAAGUCAAGUACACAGCCAUUGUGGCGUCCGCCGUGUUCCUUCUGUCGUUCCAAGUGGGUCUGGGACCCUUAGCCUGGAUUCUAGCCAUGGAACUGAUUCCGGGCUCACUUCUACCUUGGGCCGUGCCCGUUGUCUCGAGCACUUGGUGGAUCUUGGGAUUGGUCUUCACGUUGACCAUGCGGCCAGUGUUUGACACCAUUGGUGUACCUGGGUUUUGUACCAUUUUCGCCGUGGUUUCAGGCCUCACGUACGGAUUUGUUUUGGAAUGGAUCCCGGAUUAUCGAGAAGUGUCAUUGGAGGAAAUCGAGCGCUUUUUUCGGAAGUACGAUCAGCGAAAACUCACUUUGGAUAUCUCGAGUGCCACGGAAAGGAAUGUUGCCUGAUUAAUAAUGUUAUUUCGAUGUA
This is a messenger RNA of Tigriopus californicus, 1893 nucleotides long. Its product is annotated as facilitated trehalose transporter Tret1-2 homolog. NCBI's taxonomy places the organism in Eukaryota, Metazoa, Arthropoda, Copepoda, Harpacticoida, Harpacticidae. The record is from RefSeq and is a predicted model, not a curated record. Gene Ontology annotation, molecular function: transmembrane transporter activity. Bases 183 to 1871 code for a protein of 562 amino acids. Gene Ontology annotation, biological process: transmembrane transport. The transcript is spliced from 5 exons. Gene Ontology annotation, cellular component: membrane.